Molecule: messenger RNA, 2571 nt
Organism: Eremothecium cymbalariae DBVPG#7215
Lineage: Eukaryota; Fungi; Ascomycota; Saccharomycetes; Saccharomycetales; Saccharomycetaceae
Gene: DCP2
Product: decapping enzyme complex catalytic subunit
Exons: 1
Coding region: 1-2571 (856 amino acids)
Biological process (GO): deadenylation-dependent decapping of nuclear-transcribed mRNA; nuclear-transcribed mRNA catabolic process, nonsense-mediated decay
Cellular component (GO): cytoplasm; P-body
Molecular function (GO): manganese ion binding; 5'-(N(7)-methylguanosine 5'-triphospho)-[mRNA] hydrolase activity; RNA binding
Source: RefSeq, a predicted model, not a curated record
AUGUCGUUACCGCUUCGAUACCCACUGGAUUCGGUGUCGUUUGAACGGGCACUGGAAGACUUGAUUGUCAGGUUUAUUAUUAAUGUGCCACCGGAGGAUCUAGCGACAGUUGAGAGGGAGUUAUUUCAUUUUGAGGAGGCUCAGUGGUUUUAUACUGAUUUUAUUAAGUUGACAAAUCCACAUUUGCCUAAUUUGAGGAUUAAAACUUUUGCAUCGUAUGUAAUUUCGAUGUGUCCGUUAAUUUGGAAGUGGCAGGAUGUGAAUCCGGAUGAAGCUUUACAGAAAUUUUCCAAGUAUAAGAAGUCUAUUCCGGUGAGGGGGGCUGCGAUUUUCAAUGAGAAUCUGAACAAGAUUCUAUUGGUGAAGGGGACGGAGUCUGACUCUUGGUCGUUUCCCCGGGGAAAGAUUUCUAAGGAUGAGGAUGAUGUGGAUUGUUGUAUUAGGGAGGUUAUGGAGGAGAUUGGGUUUGAUUUGACGAGUUAUAUUGACGAGGAUCAGUAUGUGGAGCGUAAUAUUGGGGGUAAGAAUUACAAGAUUUAUCUUGUGAAGGGUGUUCCGCAAGACUUCCCAUUCAAGCCUCAAGUAAGGAAUGAGAUUGAAAAGAUUGAGUGGCAGGACUUCUGGAAGCUGUCACGUUCUAUCCAUAAGUCCACGAGCAGCAGAUACUAUUUAAUGAGUUCGAUGCUUAAGCCUCUUUCUUUGUGGGUGAAGAAGCAGAAGCAGAUUCAGAAUGAGGAGCAGUUGAAACAGUAUGCGGAGGAGCAGUUGAAGUUACUUCUGGGUAUUGGGACUUCGCAAGAUAAUUCAGACCCGGGGAGAGACUUACUCAACAUGUUACAGUCGUCUGUGUGGCAGAAGAAGCCAAUAAAGUUGCCGGAUGAAGAGUCUCAGACGUCCAUGUCUACUACGUCUGCGCCUGCAACUGUGGUUGCGCCAUCUACUGCAAAUAGUCAGAACAUAUUACAGCCUGCUGCAACCGCUUUCUAUGGUGGUUACGCAUUUCAGUUCCCACAGAAUCCGCUUCCUGGAAUGCAGACAUUGAACCCAUUCCCAUUUGCUAAUACUUUCCCCCAGAGUAUUUCGUCUCCUGCUUCGUAUUCCAUUGUUCCGCAACAGCAACAGCAACAGCAACAGCAACAGCAUGCUUUACAUCAUGCAAAUUCACCACAACAACAACCAAAACAACAACAGGAACUGCACCCCAACCUACAAUUACAGAAUUCACUGCCAGUGUUACAAUCCCCUCAAACACCGGUUGUAAAACCAACCGUUCUGGAAGAAACGAGCAAUAAUUCGAAACAGCUAUUAGAGCUUUUGAAGAAUCAGAAAAAACCUGAUCUGGAGCCGGAGCUGGAACCUGAGGAAGAAAGUUCUGCCAAAACGCUGUUAAAAAUUCUCAAAAACUCUCCCAAGGAACUAUCGAACCGUGCUCAUAAGACUAGUUCUUUUACAAAAAAUGGACCCGCCACUCGAAUAGAACGCUCUGUAUCCGAGCAGUCAUCUGACAGUACAAAUGCAGCAGGCUAUAGGGUAACGAAGCAAAAAAGCAUUUCCUUGUACUCUCCAAGGUCUUCAUUCUCUGACGCUACGUCACCAGACGAAGUUGCUGAUCAGUAUGAAAAUUUUGAAAGCAGUUCCGAAGAGGAGGAUCUGCAAGAAGACGGGGAAGAUGAUGAAGAUGAUGAAGAUGAUGAAGAUAGAGAAGACAAAGUAGUGUAUUUUAACAAGAAGCAGCAAGACAGCACCACGGUUAUGGAAAUAAAUUCAUCAAAAUCUGAACUCUAUCCCUUGGAUGGGUUUUCACACGCAGAUAAUAGUGAGAAUUUAUCCACUAGGUCCUUACAAAGUGAUGCACCUGAUAGAUCGAAAAUAAAGCCAAAGUUUAAAUUACUGAAGCGUGGCGAGAAGCUCGCAAAUAAUAAUUGCGAUAAUAAUACCAAACCUGUAGAGACCAAUUUUAUACAAUUUAAAGAUCAAAAGGAACCGGAAUCAGAAUCCCAACAAUCGAAUGCAUCAAGCAAUGAAUUCCUCUCUAUUCUACGCAAGUCUAGGAUUCAAAAUCAAUCACAUCUUUCAGCGUCUGAAUCAACGCAUGGGUUAAUGCCCAAGACAUAUAACUCCAAUUCUGCGCAGUUUAAUAAUCCCUUGUUUGGUGCUAACCAGUUGAAAUCCGAAGAAGACAUAUCGAAUGACCGAAGCUCAUUUUCAAAAGAAAAGAACACCAAUGAAUUGUUAAGCCUUUUGAAACGUCCGCAAUUUCAUCUAAGCGAGCCACAGGUUCCUGUGAUUUCGCCAUCAACCAAUGCUUCGUCGGAGAACCCAAGCUUUUAUGCUCACUUACCAUACGUUGUACAGUCAUCUAAAUGUGAACAGUUUUCGUCACCUCAACCACCAUCGCAGACAUAUUCACCAAGUUGCUCUGCGGUUUCACAGAAAAACUCUAAAGAUCUCUUAACUCUGCUCCAGAAACCAAAAUCCGAAUCACAAACCCAGUCUUCGCAAUCAAUGUCUGUGACUCCUUCACCAACUCUAUCACCUGCACAAGAAUUACUGGGCUUAUUGAAAAAGUGA